UUCUGCUUAUGGGAUUAUUCUAGCACGUAAUGACCCAAUAUUAGUAAUGUAAGAUAAUGCAACCAUUUGUCGGAAGAAUGAUACAGCAUACACUUUAAGACAGCCGAACCCUAAAUUGAAAGAGGCACUGAAUGUACUCAUUAUGUUAUGUACUUUGUAAUACAAUACUAUGAAGUACUCCUCAUGUCAUAAAAUUCAACAGCCAUUAGGUGUGUUUGAGAGAGACUAUCACAGAUGGUGCAGCAAAUCCAUCAGAAUAAGUAUCCAGCAGAUGGAUUUGUUUUGUUUUGUUUUUUUUUCCCCCCCAUCGUGUCAAAUUGCCAUAAACAAGCAGAGAGUUUCUCGUGGAUUCUGGCCAUAAUGUCAUUACAUUUUUUAACAGGACUACGGUCGGUGAAUGGAGCCGCAGUUGCUGAGUGGCAACAUUUCUUAAUUGCCAUUCAGAGUUGGUGCUCAUGUUGUUUUACGCACCACCGUAACUCAGCUACGUGCUUGCUGGAGGAAUCCAACUGGGCGUAAAUAAGAAAUAUAUUGAAACUGAUUUAGGUCCAUCAAGUGCUACAUCAAGACGGUGUGUUAACUACGAAGCUUAAGCGAUAAAUGUAGAAUUGGCUUUUACUUUUUACAAUAUAGUUGCAUCACUGCUCGUAAAAGCAAAAUGGACAGUGGGGCAUAAGGUCACACAUCAUCUGUAUGGGGAAGUGACUUCAUUUAUUUCUCCUUGAACUGGCAUACACCGAACAAAAAAAAGAAAAGAAAUCAAAAUAAAUCUUUUUAAGAAGGAAAAUGCCGAGACAAUAAAACAUGGAACGGACUUUGCAAUUCCAAAUUCUACAACAUUGGAGGUGUUUGACAUUUGAGGUUACACUAUGUCGUUUCAAGCCUUUUUUUUUUGCACAGAAAUAUUGACGGUGAAUCUUUUUCCUUUCAGGAAGGGCUUUUUUGGGGGGGAUAAAAACAGCGUCGGUGUUUUAAGCAAAUGAUUGAAUGUGUAAGAAGUGAAUGGCUUUACACUCAAGCAUCAACCAACGAAAUCACAUACUGAUGAAAAACAAAAUUGGUCCUCUGUGUUGACAUCGUGUGUACGAGACAACAUGCUUUUACGCGGGACAAAAAAAGAUACAUGAGCACAAGAGUGUAUCAUUACGGUGUUGAGCACAUAAAUAAGUUGAAUUUCUGCACACGUUCACUCUAAAGCUGUAAAUUCUGUUUACAUUUUGCACUCCAACAAAGCAGCCUUGCAAAGGCUGCUUCAAAUGAAAAUGCAUUGUCUUGCUGCUGCUAUGUUUCAAAAUGACGUCUUUAUUCAAUCUGGCAGGACAAAUUUGGCAGCUGUGUGUGGUAGGAGUCAUUUUUUGAAUGCUGCACAUUAUUCGCAAUCAGACUUUUCUUCUUCUGGUGACCGAAAGAGCUCAAGGAAAUCCACAAGCACAAUUUCAAUAAUAGCAACAGACAAAAGGCAGUGGGAAUGAAAUGAUAUUCAUCAAAAAUACAAAAAAGUAAUGGAAAGGAUUUUGUCUGAUCUUUCGUAUGGCAAUUUCUUUUUCCACUUGUUAUUCGAGGCUUGACAGCUGAAAAGUUGCCCUGGCUGGCCAGCUAAGUGGCAAAAAUAAUUGACACUUGUCCUUAUUUCCAAAGUCAUUUUACCAUCUGUAUGAUUUUAAUGUGAUGUAUUAAGAUGAAAUUAUCAACGAUUGUUGCUUUAACAUGAGGGGAAUAACAUACUAUGCUUGAUUGAAGGAUGAGUGAAGCCAAUGAUGGCAAUGGUGAAACUGACGUGACCUUUCUUUCUUUCAUUUUCCUUCGACCUUCAAUUUACCCAUCGUGAUCUUUCCCCUGUGAGCGUUUAAAGAUGUUUCCGGCUCGCUCUUGAACAGUUCCAUUGUGUGGACAAGUUGUUUACGUGCAUGAAACCCAGCGGGGGGAGGGAGAGGUUUGUUAUUUAAGACCAGCAGGUGUCCCUCUUGUGCUGUGUUUGCGCAAACCUAAAAGCUCCAGUUUUUAAUGAGUCAAUUGCAGUACCAGAGAAAUACUGAAAAUGUUGAAUUUAAAUGGAAGCGAGAUGAUGUUCAGAACUGGUGGACACUUGAAAUAGACCGAAGACUAUGGACUAUAUAUUUUGAAAUACAGUAAGACCAUCAAUAGACAACAGUACUGUAAUUACAUUAACACAACGCAGGGUAUUAGGUUUUAAGGAACACUUUAACUGGAAAAAAAGUACAUUCAGGUAAAUAUUAAACUAUUAAAAAUCACUGAUUGGAUUGGUCAUAAUGUUGAAUUGAAUGUUGAUUUCUUGUUGUUUGCUUUUUGUAUGGCUAAGAAAACUACUGUAUGAAAUGAGGACAUUGUGUGUCCAAGUUGGGUCCACCUUUAAUCUUUUUUUUUUUUUUUUUGGUCCUUUUACAUCUUUCUCCCCAGAUGACUUGGAUUCAAAAACUGACGAUGGAAAAGCUGCUGUUAAAUCCUCAGACCAGUCAACUGAAGAGGACCUUGCAUCAGAUGACAUUAAAUCACCAGAGGGGACCGGAGAAAAGGCCGAAGAGAACCAGGAGGCCUCUGCUAAAAAUACCUCUGAAAAGGACACUCCAGUUAUCCCAGACGAAAAGGCAGAUGAGGAGACAAAUAGUCUCACAAACGGAGGUGCCAGAGAGGCAAAUGAAGCAGGAAAGAAUGAAAAUGAGGGAGAAACAACUGCGGUGUCUGGAGAGCAGUCAGAGGAGGUAAAAGAAGUGAAGGAUGGGGUAAUAUAUGACACUAAGAUGGCCUCGGAUGAGAGGAGGGCGACACCAGCUGACAGUGGGCAGGCCUCAGGUCAUAGUCAGGAGGAUGUUGCAGAUGAGAGGAUGAAAACGAGUGCAGACGUGAGUGAUGUGGCAGCAAAUGUCAGAAAGGAUGCUUCAGAUGAGAACAAGGAUGAGAUUUCAGACAAACCAAAGGAGAAGAACCCCGAUGUGUCCAAGGUGGAAGUGUCUAAUGAGGCGAAGGAUGGCGUUGCCAGUAACUGUAGGGAUGAGAUAACCGAUGAUGUUUCAGAUGACAGAAAGAACGAGGGCUGCAAUCAGGAAAGAAAGGAUGAAGCUGUCGAUCCGGUUGAGAGUAACGGUGAAGAUGCAAAUGAGAUUAAGGAUAAGGUUGGCAAAGAGAGGAGGGAGGAGGUUGCAGAUAAGCUACCAAAGGAGAAUGAGGAUGCAGACGUCGGUGAGAAUAAGGAUGAGAUUGCCAAUGAGCAUCAGGAUGAAGAUACCAAUGAGAAUAAGGAUGUCCUUGCCAAAGAAUGUAGGGAAGGGAUUGCAGAUCAGGCUCCAAAUGAGAGUAUGAGUGAGAUUCCAUAUGAAAGUGAAGAUGCAACUGUACAAGAGAAUAAGAAUAAGAUACUCAAUGAGACUCCGGAUGAGAUAAAGUCUGUAAUGUCAUCUGGGCACUUAAACAGCAUAAAUGGAGAUACCAAAGAAGGUGAAAAUGAGGGAAAUGAUACCAAAGACUGUGCUGUUAAAAAAGACAGUGGUAAUGAUCAGAAAGAGAAUGAAAAGCAGUGAUCACGGAAGGAUGUAGGCUGAUAGUUAGACCAAAGAAACAGCAAUAGAAUUUCCAAUAUCCAAGAAGCAGAGCUGAAGAUGGAAGACCAAAUAUGAACCUCAAGAUUCCAUAUCAUAUAGAGAUGAAGUGAAACUAAGUGAGGUUGGAAAAAAAAAAAACAAGAUAAAACC
This is a messenger RNA of Hippocampus comes (tiger tail seahorse), 3707 nucleotides long. Its product is annotated as S-antigen protein-like. Bases 2283 to 3536 code for a protein of 417 amino acids. NCBI's taxonomy places the organism in Eukaryota, Metazoa, Chordata, Actinopteri, Syngnathiformes, Syngnathidae. The transcript has 2 exons. The record is from RefSeq and is a predicted model, not a curated record.